UCUUCACUGUUGCAAAGCGUGUGAACGAAGUGCAAAAGCAAUCCACACCCAACAUUCUCUAUCUCUCUCUCUGGUCUUCUUCUCCUCCUUCUCUCUCAAAAGGCACCUUCUUUUUGGUUCCUCAAGAGGCGGCUCUAGGGUUUUGUUCAUAAGUUUCCUGUACGUCUUUUUGCAACCAGUUUGAUCUUUGUUGCCUGAAAAAAGACCAUGAAGGACUUAUACAGGCUUGAUGAUCAAGUCACCACUGAUUUUCUCAGUCCAGUUGAACAUCAUCUACUUCAGUUUGAUCAUCAAGAAACUGAUCAUACAGAUGCUUCUGUGUCAGUUUUCUCUGGUCUGAUCAAAACCCAGAUCGCCAAUCACCCUCGUUAUCCAGACCUAGUGUCUGCUUACAUUGAAUGCCAAAAGGUUGGAGCACCGCCUGCGGUGGCUUCACUUCUUGAAGAAAUCGGCCGAGAAAACCAUACUAUAAACAGCUGCAGUGAGAUAGUAGCUGAUCCAGAACUUGAUAAGUUCAUGGAAUCAUAUUGUGAGGUUCUUCAUAGAUGCAAAGAGGAACUCUCAAAGCCGUUGGAUGAAGCUACAAUGUUCUUGACCAACAUCAAAUCAAGGCUAACUGAUCUCUGCAAUGGAACAUUGGUGAAAUCCUUGGAUUAUUUAUCUGAUGAAGCUGUUGGGUCUUCGGAGGAAGAGUUAAGCGGCGGCGAAUCCCUGGGCCGACAUCGUCCGAGCCACGAGAUCAAAGGAAUGCUGAUGCGCAAAUACAGUGGGUAUCUAAGCAGUUUAAAGGAAGAAUUCUUGAAGAAAAGAAAGAAGGGUAAGCUGCCAAAAGAUGCCAGGCUCACACUGCUAGACUGGUGGAACAGCCAUUAUAAAUGGCCUUAUCCCACGGAGGAUGAGAAGUUGAAAUUAUCAGAGAUAACGGGACUAGACCAGAAGCAAAUCAACAACUGGUUCAUCAACCAGCGGAAGCGGCACUGGAAAGCGUCCGAGGAUAUGAAAUUCGCUCUUUCAGACGGUGUUUCCGGACACAAUGGAGGGGGUCCGACGUACUUAAAUGCCGGAGAGGGAACCGGAAGGGACGAUAUUUGA
Molecule: messenger RNA, 1092 nt
Organism: Hibiscus syriacus
Lineage: Eukaryota; Viridiplantae; Streptophyta; Magnoliopsida; Malvales; Malvaceae
Product: homeobox protein knotted-1-like 1
Exons: 5
Coding region: 208-1092 (294 amino acids)
Biological process (GO): regulation of DNA-templated transcription
Cellular component (GO): nucleus
Molecular function (GO): DNA-binding transcription factor activity, RNA polymerase II-specific; DNA binding
Source: RefSeq, a predicted model, not a curated record